This is a messenger RNA of Aspergillus heteromorphus CBS 117.55, 4836 nucleotides long. RefSeq names its product ketoacyl-synt-domain-containing protein. The record is from RefSeq and is a predicted model, not a curated record. Gene Ontology annotation, biological process: secondary metabolite biosynthetic process; fatty acid biosynthetic process. The coding region runs from base 1 to 4836 and encodes 1611 amino acids. Lineage: Eukaryota; Fungi; Ascomycota; Eurotiomycetes; Eurotiales; Aspergillaceae. Gene Ontology annotation, molecular function: fatty acid synthase activity; 3-oxoacyl-[acyl-carrier-protein] synthase activity. The transcript has 8 exons.
AUGAACAUCGCAAUCACCGGGAUGGGGCUGCGCUUCCCCGGCCAAGCGACCAGCCCUGAGCGGUUCUGGGAGAUGCUGGUGCGGGGCGAGAAUGCCUGGUCGCCUCCUUCCCUUCCCUCUCCGCGGGAAGAGGUUCAUGCUUCGAUGUCGAUGUCGAUGUCGAGGGAGAAUGUCACGCAGAUGAAAGGCGGCCAUUUCCUGGCGCAGGAUCUCGCGGCUUUCGAUGCAGGGGCGUUUCGGAUUACCAAGGAUGAGGCGGAGGCCAUGGAUCCCCAGCAGCGGAUUCUGCUGGAGGUGACGUACGAGGCUCUGGAGAAUGCUGGAAUCCCUCUGAAAUCAAUCGCAGGAAGCAACACAGCCGUCUUCGUGGGCAAAUUCACACAGGACUACGAGGCACUGCUUGCAAAACACGGAACACAAAAAGGACGAUACAGCGCCACAGGGACCAGCCACGCCAUCUUGGCAAAUCGCCUAUCGUAUUUCUUCGACCUCAAAGGCCCAAGUGUCACCAUCGACACUGCCUGCUCGGCCAGCUUGGUCGCCCUGAACCAGGCCUGUCAGAGCCUUGUCACGGGGGAGUCGGAGAUGGCGAUUGUCGCGGGCGUGAAUCUGAUCUGUCAGCCUGAUAUGACGGUCUGCUUGGAUAAAUUGGGUGUCUUAUCCCCAGACGGACGCUCUUACCCAUUUGAUGCGUGUGCAGGGGGUUACGGCCGCGGCGAGGGCUGCGCAUGUCUUGUCCUGAAGCGCUCGCACACUGCUGUACAGCACGGCGACCCCAUCAGAGCAGUCAUCCGCAACUCCGGCGUGAACUCGGAUGGACAUACCCCCGGCAUCACAUUCCCCAGCGGAGAGGCCCAGGAGUCUCUCAUAAGACAGACGUAUGAGAAGGCCGGACUCGAUCCCCGGGAUACGAUCCUCAUGGAGGCGCACGGAACAGGCACCAAGACAGGCGACCCGAUCGAGGCUAGAGUCAUCCAUAGGGUCUUUCAAGAGAACCGGGAUAGCAACAUCCCUCAGUACUUGGUGUCUACGAAGGGGAAUAUAGGCCACCUUGAGGGUGCCAGUGGUCUCGCAAGCGUGAUCAAAGCUGUCCUGUCGCUCGAGAAAGGUGUUAUUCCGCCGAACUGUGCCUUUAAGACGCCCAAUCCUCAUAUUCCGUUGGAUGGAUGGAAGCUGCAGAUCCCCACCAAGGCUCAGAAAUGGCCACCUAACGCCGCCAAACGCGCAUCCGUCAGCUCAUUCGGGUUCGGGGGUACCAACGCCCACGUUAUUCUCGAAGCAGGUCAUGGGCCCCGUCAUCCGCCUCCUCAUCCUCACCCAGCCUCAGCAAAUAACCCACCCAACACAUCCAAGCUCGAUAAAUGGAUUUUCACAUUCUCAUCCUACGACAAGACCUCCGGCGCGCAACUGAUCCGAAACAUAGCCGACUAUCUGGCCUCUCGCGAACCCAAAGACACCCAUUUCAUGCACAGCCUCGCCUACACUCUUUCCGAGAAGCGCUCGCUACUCCCCUACCGGUUCGCGGCCUCUGCGUCCACGCCCCAAGAGCUUGCGACGAUUCUGGGCAAGAGUGAUCAGAAACUGCAGAAGCCAGCGAAUACGGCGAACACGGCGAUCGGAUUCGUGUUCACGGGGAUGGGCGCGCAAUGGCCGGGGAUGGGGCUGGAACUGUUGGAGGAUUAUCCGGUCUUUAGAGAGAGUAUUGCCAGGGCGGAUGACUGUUUGAGGUCGUUGUGCUGUUCUUGGACGGCGACAGCGGAAUUAACCAAGAAGAGCGAGGAAAGCCGCGUCAACGAGCCGCAGAUGAGCCAGGUGCUGUGCACAGUUGUACAGAUGGGGUUGGUUGACCUUCUGGCUUCAUGGAACGUGCGUCCAGCAGCUGUCAUCGGCCACUCCGGGGGCGAAAUUCCCGCUGCAUACGCUGCAGGCGGUCUAUCCUUCGAGGCUGCCCUCCAGGUCGCCUACAGUCGAGGCUACCUCAUGUCGAAGCUAGCGGAGAAAGACAAAGACGCCGGCGGAAUGCUUGCCGUAGCUCUCCCGGCAGACCAAGUUCAGCAAUACAUCGCAAAGGUCAGAAAAGGCAAGGUGAGCGUUGCAUGCUAUAACAGCCCCUCAAACGUGACUGUCUCAGGCGACAUCGCUGCGAUCCAAGAGCUCGAAGAAAUUCUAUCAGCUGAGAAAACCAAUGCCUUUACGCGAAGACUCAACGUAAACCUAGCCUACCACUCCCAUCGAGUCGAGCAGAUCGCCGAUCAAUGCCGAGAAGCCCUCCACGACAUCCAGUCUGAAGAGACCGGUCAAGCACGGUUCUAUUCCUCCGUGGAGGGCUCCGAGCUAGGAAUCAGCGCUCUGGGCACCGAAUACUGGGUCCAGAACAUGACGUGCCCCGUCCGCUUUUGCGAGGCGUUGACAGCCAUGUGCCGCGGCUCUGGGAAGAAGCGCAAUGAGCUCGAUAUGCUCCUGGAGGUUGGUCCCCAUUCAACCUUGGCAGGGCCGAUCAGGCAAACGCUGGAUGCGCUGGACACCGGUGGCUCGGUUACAAAGCCCAGGAUCAACUAUGCGUCGUGUCUCGCCCGCAAUAUCGAUGCGGUGUCGACGGUCACUACCGCUGCAAGCUCGUUGUUUAUGGCAGGCUGUGCGGUGGAUAUAUCCCAGGUUAAUCAGCAUCAGCCUGGAGUACCGCCUGAAAUUUUGGUGGAUCUGCCUCCUUAUCCGUGGAAUCAUACUUCGAAGUACUGGUGCGUUUCCACGGGCAAUACGUUGGCGCCUUCAGUCAGCCCAAAAGUCACCGAUGGCCGGAACUCCCAUUUUUAUAAAGGUGAAGAUGAAGCGCAGUACCCUGUCAAGGCCCCCGAGAAAGGGAACCGAGCAGUAGAGCCGCCCUCGCCGGUCCAGAACACUGAGUAUAGUCCUCUCAACCCUCAGAUCCAAUCUGCAGAAGAAAGCAACGGUGCAUCCUAUGAGUUGCAUCGAGCGAUCUGGUACGACAUUGAGGAUGCGGCGCAGGAGCACUACAUCCGGAAGACCGGUUCCAGCGGAGAUCAGGACACAAAUGUAUCACACAUGAUCCAGGCGCUGAACAACGCAGCCGACUUCUACAUGCGACGCGCCUUGGAGUCAAUCACACCAACCGAUCUCGAAAAGUUGUCAUAUCACCAUCGUCUCCUGGUCCAACUUCUCAAAUCAUUCCAAGACCAACCCGAUACCAAACAGUCCACCCACCCUGGCAAUCAAACUCAGACUCUAGACAGCGUGCGAGAUUCAAUCACAGGCUGUGGCGCUGAAGGCAAGAUGCUUUGCCGAAUCGGCGAGAACCUAGCCCGCAUCCUACGCCGUCAAAUCGACCCACUCUCACUGAUGCUCGAAGGCGACCUGCUCUCCGAAUACUACCGCUCCGCCUUCGGCAUCACCAGUUGCCACAAGAAUCUAGCCGCCGUCGUGGAAAGCCUCGCCCUGGACGGCCGGAAACUGAACGUUCUUGAAGUUGGGGCGGGGACCGGAGCGUCCACUCUCGCCGUGCUGCAAGCGCUGAGCAAAGAUGGUGUGAAAGACCUGCCGCUCGCCCGGUAUGACUUUACAGAUAUCUCGCCGGGGUUCUUUGAGAAGGCGCGGUCACUGUUCCGGCCGUGGUCGGAUUACAUGAACUAUAAGGUCUUGAAUAUCGAGGAUUCGGCGCUCCAGGGCUUUCGGAGCGCGGAAUAUGAUCUCAUUGUGGCGGCAGAUGUGAUCCAUGCUACACGGAGUAUCAACAGGACGCUGACGCAUUUGAGAAGGUUGCUGAAACCGGGGGGGAAGCUGGUAUUUAUAGAUCUGACUAAUCCUCCGCUGAGAUGGUCGAUGAUUUUCGGGACUCUGCCUGGUUGGUGGUUAGGCGCGGAAGAGGGCCGCACGAAGGGUCCCGCCCUUAGUGAGUCGGAAUGGAAACAAGCCCUCUGCGACACAUCCUUCUCCGGGCUGGAUGUCUGCGAGAGAGACUUCGCGACGGAGCAUGUCCAUAGCCUGAUGGUCUCGACAGCGGUGGAAGGUCCCCCUUCCCCGUCCAAGUUUCCUCCUUGCCGGAUUGUCGAGUUUUCGAAUGCUGACUCCGACUCUCUCAACACCCUGAUCUCCCUGCUGAAGAAACGGGGCUUUGGAGAGGUUUCAGUCUGCGAUCUCGCCUCUGAUCUGUCCAGUCUAGCAGGGGCAAUAUGCAUACUUCUGGCCUCGCCAGGGAGGGGAAAGGGAGAUGCUGACACAAAGACAUCCCUACAGCAGCUGUCGCAGAUAGCGGGUAAGAGCAACGGACUGCUUUGGGUCACUUGUCAAGCGGACAGCCCCGAGGGCAUACCCGGGGCAUGUUUCGCGAGCGAAUUUGCAGCACAUCUGCGAAAAGAUGGCGCCAACAUCGCGACGUUGAACAUCGAUACGAAGCGGGUGCAUUUCGAUCAUGAGACAUCAGACAUCGUCUCCCAUGUUACGGAAAGAGCGUUUGUCGCCUCAAACCCGCCAGCCUACACGGACUGGGAGUUCCGGCAGAGAGCUGGCCAGGUCCAAGUUCGGCGACGAUCUUCCAUCCCAGUUGCGCAAACGCCUCCGCCACGGGGGGCGAAGCUAUCACCGCAGGUACCGAGGCAUACAGCGUCUCCUGCAGAGAAACAAACUGGAGACCAAGACGAGGUCGAUGCCGUCUAUCAUGCCAUGCUCGGGGAAGUCUCAGUACACCUGUCGUCUCUCGGGUGUCCAGCGAUGGUAGUCGAGCGGGUUCAAACAGUAAGCCGAGUCUUAACCCAAACUUUUAGCUCUCCCCUCAUGAACCUCUGCAGUGCCUCGCAGAAGUCACCAAAGGCGGCAAAAUGA